Messenger RNA from Vollenhovia emeryi, 1848 nucleotides. RefSeq names its product THAP domain-containing protein 3-like. Lineage: Eukaryota; Metazoa; Arthropoda; Insecta; Hymenoptera; Formicidae. Gene Ontology annotation, molecular function: sequence-specific DNA binding. The transcript has 3 exons. Bases 456 to 1112 code for a protein of 218 amino acids. The record is from RefSeq and is a predicted model, not a curated record.
AUAUGUAAAUUGUGAGAAAUAAAGGUUCCUUCGUUUUAACUUUAAAUAGACUAUAUCUCCGUGAAAUUAUCCGUCGCCGCCAUCUUACAUGCCUCAUCCGUGUCAAUAGACAUUUCAUUCCUCUCACCCUUUGUACUUCAACCCCGCAGUAUUGCGCUCUGUCCAGAUAUUUAUUACGUCCAUGGUUUGCACUCUCAGUCUACUAAUUUGUAAACAAAAACAACCGCGUAAGUUUUGAUUUUGAUACAAGCCUAGAACUUUGACGAUCCGAAUAAGGGAUUUAAUAUUCUGGAAGGGACGUACACAAAGGAUAAUUUUUGCCAGCUCUAUCGCAAAACAAACGAGAGUUAGGUUAGGUUAAGUUUAGGUUAUAUUAGUUUAGUACUGAAUUAAAUCUUUGACAUUCGACCUUUUUCCCCUUCGCAAUUUUAUAGUAAUACUUUUUUUGUUGUACAAUGACACGUACAUGCAUCUGCUGUAAUCACCGCAUGAGCAAAGACGUUUUGCUGUCGGAUGUAUCGCUUUUCGGGUUUCCAAAGUCGGACGAUUUACUGAAGAGAUGGUCGCUCGCAAUUGGCACGGAGAAAAAGAUCACUGGAUCGUCCCAAAUAUGUUCGCGCCACUUUAAGGAAAACGACUUUAAGUACAGUUUAGUUGGAAGCAAACGCUAUUUGAAACACGAUGCGAUACCGUCCCUUUAUUUAAACGAGGAGAACACUGUUUCGAACAAUCAAAGCGCGAUCAUUAAGGAAAACCAGUCAACGAACACUGUAGUUGAAUCUAGCGAGAGAGCUCCUGAGAACGAAGCUUUAAAUGUUAUAGAAUCACGUAUAGAAGUUAAAAGAGAUGACAAACUGUCCGAAAAUAUAUCGCUCGCUCAAGCAGGUCCAAGCGAUCCAGAGAAGAAACGCAAGAAGUAUUUAUACGAUGUCCGAUGGGAGGAGAUUUCCACAUCGUCGGUGCAAGCUAAAAUUUACUGGGAAGUGGCGAUCAAAAAGAUCAUGCGGCAAAAAGUGCUUCUAAGAACCUUGCGACAGAAACUCAGGAGAUUAAAGAAACAAAUAUUAGACUUUCAAACUUUGGUAAAAAAUAAAAGGAUUACAGAUACCUAAUAUAAAAUGUGUUAGAAGAUUUUGUAAAUUGUACAAAUGCCAAAAAUUUUUAUGUACAGGGAUAAUGUGAUUAUGUUUGAUACAAAUAUAUUUGGUUCGAUAUGAUAAAUGUUAUCGAAUAAGUGCAGUACGAGAGGAGAAGAGAAAGGAGGUAUAUCAAGACUUUUCGAAGAAAGUAUCAAAUCUGUCUGUGCCGAAACAGUCAUCGCUAAAAUCACUAAAUUCCUAGAGAUACAUAGACAUUUUUAUUUAAUAUGUAUGUUCGUUAAAUGUAUAAUUACUUAAAUAUUUCUAAUUAAUAUCUAACGAAUGGAAAGAAAAUAGUAACAUCAAGUUUGGUUGACCGUAUCUGGCAAUUUUUAUGUUUAAGCAUUGCGAUGCUUAAACGGUCAAUCAAAUUUGAUGUUAAUUAUUGCUGGCGAUCUUGAAGAUUUUUCCUGUUAGGAAAAAAAUAGGAUCAGAAUUACGUCCCCAUGGUAAACAUGGUUACAAUCAUUAUGAAUCUUGAUAUUUAGAUUUCAUCACUUCCUACUAGAUGGCUCAGGAGACGUUUUAUCGGUUUCUCAUAUAGUGACAUGUGAGUCAAGAAGCACUCGCGAGAAAGAGUUUAUUACUCUGUAAACAUAAAAUCACAAUAAAUUAAUGCAUAAUAGUAACUUUGUCGAGAAUGGUAAAAAGAAAAUGCGGGUAUUAUUUUACUUAAAACAAAAAAUUGCGAUUUUUUCUUACAUAACAA